Leptopilina heterotoma is the source of this 6578-nucleotide messenger RNA. Its product is annotated as NEDD4-binding protein 2. Gene Ontology annotation, molecular function: ubiquitin binding. NCBI's taxonomy places the organism in Eukaryota, Metazoa, Arthropoda, Insecta, Hymenoptera, Figitidae. Bases 744 to 5705 code for a protein of 1653 amino acids. The transcript is spliced from 8 exons. The record is from RefSeq and is a predicted model, not a curated record.
CGUGUCAGUGUUCGUUCAAUUAAACUAACCUAAAAAUGUGUGAACUUGAAAAUUUUAUAAUUAUUAUACAGAAAUGUUGUAGUUUUUUUCAAUUCUUUUCACAUUAUCCAGAAUUUUUACUAAAGAAUAAUAUUUCCAAUAAACGAUCUUAACAUUUUUUUUUAUUUCUUCUAAUUGUAAAAUCAAAAUAAUAACUACGUUGUUAAAAGUGUCUUGUCAAACAUCCAUAACUAUAUAAACACUAACAAUAAACAUAAUAAACAAUUAUGAAUUAUUAAGUAAAAUUAAAUGUCCCCGGUAUGGUCAGUAUUUUGAAAUCAUUCUCUAAUGGAAAAAGAAAAUGUGUUUGGUAGCGUGAUGUGCGUGAGAUAAAAAAUGAAUCAUACAUGGAAGCUACUUUGCUUUGUGAGUAAAAAGAUGAGCAUUACAAUUUAAUUAUUGUUAUUUUCAUAAAAUAUAAAUGAAUCCUCUACACUAGGAUGGCUCAGUAUCGAAUGUAAUAACAAUUUAAAUUUUUGACUCUCAAGACUCAAUCUUUUGAAAAUAAAGAAACUGUAUAUUUGUUUUAAAAGUGAAAAUUUGAUCGAUUUGAUCUAUUCUGCAUCUCUUCUGGAAUCAAGAAUUGUUUAAAUACUUCAUGCUUAUCUCCUUUCUAUGAAUUCAUUAUCAAUAAUCCUAGCAGUCAAUAAAAAGGUCAAGUUAAUUGCUCAGGAAGAAUUGAUAUUUUUUAAUAUUCAUCGACAAUGUCUGCAAAACGUGAUUUACCCGCUGAAAAAUCAACUAAACGAUCAAAUAAAAGUAGAAAAAAUGCUGCCGAAUAUCAAGAGCGAGUACUCAAUCAAGUUCGUGAAAUGUUUGAUUCUAUUUUAGAACCAGACGUUAUUUUAUCAGUUGUUCAAAACUGUAACUGGAAAUUACAACCGUCCAUUGAAUAUUUGAUUAGCUUAUCGGCGAAUAUCAACACUUCCAAAGAGAGUGGCAGUAAUUUUACCAAUUUUGACGAAGAUAUUGAAAAAGAAGAGGAAGGUGCGGUGGCAAGCAGUAAUUCAAACAGAAAUUCAAGUCCGGAGGAGGAUGCUUUUGAAGUCGACACUGAUUUCACGUAUUUAAAUAUUGACGACGAGGAAUUACAAAAGCAAAAAGAUGAAUUCAAAAGGUUUGAAUUAAUGCGAAAACACGGUCAGGAUUGUACUGAAAAUACUCCACUUUCAGACUUCCAAGAUGCUGAUUCAUUUUUUGACAAUUUCUUUGAUAAUUUCGCCUCUUCUAUGAAUAAAGAAGAAGCAUCAUCAACAACUGGCAGUGAUAGACCUGGUAGUUCACGUCAAUUUUUAAAUCAAGGAGACAAUUUAAAAGCAGAUGAACGACGCAAAACAGAAACUGAAUCACUUUGCGGUUUAAAGGUUCAAUAUCGUUUUGGAGGUCCCGAGGCUAGUUCCGAUGACGACGCCGAUGUGGUAAUUGAAAAGGAAAGUAGCAAUGAAACAAUAACAAAUCCCGAGAGUACAUUGACAAACGUUUGUCAAUUUUUGUCACAAUCAACUGAAAGUUCACCGAAAACAACAUUCCCCCAGGUCGAAAUGAUUAGCACCGCUUCGCCCUCAUCAUCGCCUGAAAAAUUCAAGGCCGGUUUCAAUGCCACACAAAGUCGAAUUAAAUCAACAAUUCAACGAGGUUUUAAAAUAAUGGUGAUAGUGCGCGGACUUCCGGGUAGUGGAAAAACUUAUCUCGCAAGAAGUAUUGCUCAAUUGGCCGACGAAGAUAAUCCUGCUCAAUUUAUUUUCAGCACUGAUGAUUAUUUCAUGAAAAAGGGACGAAUUUAUGAUUUUGAUCUAAGAAAAUUGGACGAUGCUCAUACAUUUAAUCAGAAACGUGUUUUAAAAGCAGUGACAAAUGGAAUUAGUCCAAUAAUUGUUGAUAAUACCAAUACUCAAUGUUGGGAAAUGAAACCGUAUGUGAUUUUUGCUGUGAAAUAUGGUUAUUUUCUUGAAGUUCUCGAACCGAAUACACGCUGGGCAAAUAAUGUGAAUGAAUUAACAAAAAGAAAUAUACACAAUGUGCCAAAGUUUACAAUUCAAAAAAUAUUGGAACGCUACGAGAAAAACAUCACUGCGGGUAAAUUGUUAAAAACAUUUGUCUUGAAAUACGAUUCCAGUAAUACUCCACCACAGCCAUGUAGUAAUGAUAGUUUAGCCAAGAAGAAGAAGGAAACUACGGAGAAUGUUAAGAUCAAGAAUAUUCAACGCAAGAAUAAAAUUGUCGACGCUGAGAAAAAAUUGGAACCUCAUGUUCCCGUUAGUGUAUCAACAGCGACGGUCGUCGAUUCCGUUAAAAUUCCAGAGAACGAAAAUUUAACAGCUCUGCAACUCGCUCUCAAAACCUUCGGCGGUGAGGACGACGAUCUAUCGCCAAAGGCAAACGCACAAGAUUUAAUCCAGGACAAAUGGGACGAAAAUGGCACAAGCUGGGAAGAUGAGCAACAAAAAAUGGAAAUCAACAAUCAAGAAUCAAACAAUUUAAGAGAAACCCUCAACUUAGAAUCGUCCAGUUAUCGUCCAUUUGUAUUGAAAGUUGCCGAAAACGUAAUGAACGUUCACGAAGUAAACGAAGUGCAUUCAAACCUCGGUGCCAUUGGUUCCGAGCGUAAGAACAGUUUCAUCAAAAAUUCCCCACCAAAUUCUUCCGAACUCGACAAUAAAAAUGUUCUCUCACAAUGCUGGGAUUUCACUCUCCUCCUCGACGGACGACAAAUUCACAGUGUCGCUCCCGAGAACGAAAAUAAAUCCCCCAACGAAGAAAUUGACGACAGUCCCGAAAAUUCCACAACAUCACCAUCAUCAAUUCAAUCGGAAAAAAGUCCGACCGAAGAAUUAAAAGAGGCUGCCAACGAUAAAGAUUCACCCGACAGUGGCACAAAAUCCUCCACCACCGAAUCUUUCGAACACAUCGAUUCCAACAGUGAAGAUUCGUCAUUCGAAAUUCGUGAUCUAACCGACACAAAGGAAACAACAGAAAACGAAGAAGCUACAAAAAAUUUCGAAACUGAGCAAACUAAUGACGAUUCCGAAGAAAAAGUAAGUUUCGGUUCAAUUAUCAAGUUCAUCAAAAAAUCAUUUUUAGGCAACUCAAAUAAGAAUCUUCCCGAUGAUUCAGAAAUUGUCAUCGACUCACUAAGUGAAAAAUUACAUUCGCCCGUCAAGGAUCACGAUUACUGUAAAACAAAAAAUCUCCAAUACGAACACUUUAGUAUGCCACUUAGUGAUCAUGACUAUUCGAAAACUUCCGAAGACACCGAAACAAAUUCAAACAAAGUAAAAAUAAACUUAAAUGACAGUUUAAGUAAAAAACUCACCGAAUUUUCCCCAGACUCUCCAAAUAAUUCCCAUUUAGUCUACGAAUCUCAGGGCAAUUUCAAAUGUAUCGAUAAUGAAAUAGAAUUUCAAGAUUCUUCCGAAAGUUUCGUCGACAUUUCCACUGGGAACGAGGAAAAAGUAUUAUCAAAUUUCGAGAAAUUAGUUUCCAUUUUAUCUGAACCGAGAGAAAAUUUAGAAACACUUGGCUCUAAAUUCGAUGCAAUAAAUUUUAACGAGGAAAAUGAGAAAUUAAUUCUCGAAGAGAAGGAAAUACCGUAUAAAGAUGGAAAUAUUCCCGAAACACUUCUUCUUCCACUAGAAAAUGAACUUCCAAUAAAAAAGAAGUCUGAAGAAUACGACAAUAUUAACGCAAUUUCAUGGAAAGAAUCGCCAUUUCCGAUCUAUUGCUCCGAACCACCGAAAAAUGUGGAAGAAUUAAAAAUAAUUGACACUGUUGAGGCGGGGACAAAUACGGAUAUCUAUGAUUUUAAUGUACUAUUCGUCGGCGGGACAAAUGAACCCGGUUAUAAAAGAAUGGAUGUCUUCAAUCGAAGUAUCAACGAGGGACAAGUUCCAAAUUUCGAGACACCACCGCCGAGAAAAUUGAAACUCGACAAAAGUUCCAUGACAGACGAAGUUGAUAUUUUGUUACAUUUCCCCAAGGAGAAUGCCGAAGAAGCUGAAAUUCAGGGUUUAAUUGACAUGUUUCCGGAUAUUUCCCGAGAUUACAUAGUCGAUGUUUUUAAAAAUUUGUGUAAAGGCGACUCACAUUGGGCGAUUGAUUUACUUCUCGACGGUGUGCCAUGGGAUGGAAUAAUAAAGUCAAAGGUUUCGGAAUCACCAUCGUCGCCGACAGUUCGAAAAUCGGAGAAUUCUAAGUCACUGAACAUUGAUUCGAACGAAAAUGGUUGUCAAAAUCGUAGAAAGGAAAAAUCUCUCGUCACUGAAGAUAUUUUGGCAUUGCAGAAGCAUCUCGAGGAGAAGGUGACGAUGAGUGAGGCGUCUUAUCAUCCACAUACGUUGCGCGUGAGAAAAUGGAGGAAUGGCGAACCAGAUGUUUCCACUGAGGAGAUUAUUAAGGAGCAAGCGAAAAAUAAAGAUUUUCUUCAGUUUGCCAGUGAUUCGAAUUCAGUGUCGCCGACAAAUUCCGAUGAGAAUAAUGUAAAGGAGAAAGAUGAGAGUGACAGUGAUGAAUCGUCGGAAUCUGAUGAAACAAUGGCAUUCGAUUUGGGUUGGGAAUUUAUUAAAAAUCUUGAAUCACAAUUUGGUAAUAAUGAUUUUCAUAUGCCUGACGGUCUAUUCCCAGUGAUUCAAUUGAAGAAAUCAUUGGCACAAGAAAUUUAUGCUCUUUGGAUUGAAUCGAUGCAGCAGCAAAUGGAUGAUCAGCAGGAGCAAUUGGAUGCAAUGAUUGCAAAAGACGCCGAAUAUGCAAAAUCGUUGGAAGAAGCAGAAGCUAAAGCUUUUAAUGAAUCGAAAGCUCCAAGUUUGAAUGAAGUCAUGGAUAUGGAAUUAGCUCUAGGAGUUUAUAAAAAUGACCUGAAAAAGCAGCAAGCGAGAGAAACUUCAAACGAUUUGGCGUCUCGUUUAACGAGACAAAUGUUAAAUGAAAUGUUCCCAAAUUUUGAUCCCGAAACAUUGAGCGAAAUUUUAAAGGCACAUAAUGGAAAUUUCAACGAGACUGUCGAAGUUUUAGAGGCGAGCACAGGACAAUCUUUAAGCUCAACAGAUGCUUUAGAUAAACAAAACAGUAUAAUUGCAAAACUAAAACAGCAAAGUUUGUCGAAAGAGGAUUCAAAAUCGACAAAAGCAACGAGUUCAAAAACUACAAAUUCAGAGUCUAACGAAUUGACAUAUGAGCAGGUAUUGGGUUCUGCUUAUUCAUCGAGAAGAGAAGCAGAAAGAGAAUUUUCAUUGCGUAAUGAAAAUUUUAAUAAAGCAGCUACAGCCCAUAGAAAUGGAAAUCCUGCUGUUGCUUCAUAUUAUUCUGAAAUGGCUAAAUUACAUUCGAAGAAAAUGGAAAGUGCCAAUUCAGCGGCGGCUAGUGCAUUCCUAGCGGCUCAAACUCACAUUUUAGGCGAGGAAAACACUCUGGAUUUACAUAAUUUAUUUGUCCCAGAAGCAUUGCAGGCACUUGAUAUAUUUUUGGAUCAUCAAUUGGAACUUUUAAAUAGUCGAAAUAAAAGAUCAGUGGAAAUAUUAAUUGUUACUGGUCGUGGUGCUCGGAGCAGUAAUAAUAAAAGCAAAAUAAAACCUGCGGUAUCGAAAAGACUUACUAGCAGAAAUAUUGGUUUUACCGAAAUGAAUCCUGGAUGUUUGAAAGUGAGACUCUAUCGACGUAACUCUUCUACGUAGAUAUUCUUCAUACAGAAAUAAUUUUUAAUCCUAAUUUAAUCGAGUUAUACAUUAAAAAAAAAUAUUUUUCCAAAAAUCCUAUUUUCGUAUUUUGUAAGGUUUUUUCUUCGUUAUUUUUUCUAGAUUGUAUAAAGACAAUUUAAUAUCGAGUCCUUCGUAAAAUGAAGUUCUCUCAACCUCAUUAAUGAGUACAUCGAAUUAAUAAUAUAACUGCAUAUAUUUGAAAAGAAUUGCAGAUAAAAAAAAAGAGAAUGUUCUUUUUCAAAAAAGAAAAAGAAUGAUAAUAUAAGCCUUACAAAUUUUAUAUACGAAAGAAAGAUUGAGGAAUAUUUUUCCAUUAUAGUUUUUAUACGAAAUUAUUAUGGAUUGUUUGAGAGGUAAUACUUUCGUUUUAUAUAUAACAUUUAAUCGUCAAUGAUCAUUUAUUAAUUAUUUUUUAUUAAAUUGAAACCUAUUUUACGAAUUUGAGAAAAAUUAUUUUUUUAUAUUAUAUAUAUUAUGCAUGCUUGAAAUUGAUGUAUUUUAAUGAUUUAUUUUUUAUUGGAAUUUUUAUAGUUCAUUGUUUUUUUUUAAGAUGAAGAAAUAUAAUCGACUUUAAUUAUUCAGUUAAUUUAUAGGAAAUUAAAUGAUUAUGAUUAAAAAAAAUGAAUCACUUAGAUGUGCAAAUAAACGUAUUUUAAAUAAAUAUAUAUUUUAUAAUCAUCGAUGAAAAAAAAAAUGUUAUUUUUAGUAAUUUGAAUAAUGAAUCAUAUCUACGAUCAAAUGCCGAAGAGUGUUAAUUUUUUAAGUUCGUUAAAAUGAUAUAUUAUAUAUGAUAUUGAAAAAAGUUAUAAUUAUUACAAAUUUGUGAAAUUACAUGUUUUUUAACUUUUA